AUGGCAGACAAAUCAAGCUUGAAAGACUAUCGAGACGAUGUCACUUCAGACCGAGAUGAUAUUCCACUGAAGGAGACUGGAAGUGAAGACAGCGAUGAAGACGAAAAGCAAGAGUACCCCCCUAACUCGAAGCUUGUUCCGAUUUUGAUAGGGCUGUGUUUCCAGUCGUUCUGCAUUGCGCUGGACAACACUGUUCUUUCUACUGCCGUGCCAAAAAUCACCGAACAAUUUAAUUCCCUGGGCGAUAUUUCCUGGUACGCCAGUGCCUACCUCCUGACAACAUGCGCAGUCACUUUGCCUUUUGGCAAGAUCUAUACCUAUUAUUCGACAAAAUGGACAUACUUAAUUGCGCUCGCCCUAUUUGAAAUUGGGUCAUUGAUAUGCGCAGUAACACCAUCAUCGAAGGGGUUGAUUUUUGGACGCGCAAUCGCCGGUGUUGGAUCUGGUGGACUAUCACCCGGGGCUCUUCUUGUUCUUGCAAACAGCGUGCCCCUUCAUCGUCGCGCGCUCUAUUUUGGAAUAAUUGGGAGCACAAGUGGAAUUGCGACAAUCACAGGUCCAUUAUUGGGUGGAGUUCUGACGGACCAUGCCAGUUGGAGAUGGUGCUUCUGGAUCAAUUUGCCCUUUGGCGUCUUGACUGCAUUCGUCAUCAUGCUCUUCUUUGAAGACUCAAAAGGAACAACUAAGCCCAAGAUAAGCCGAUUGAAUCAACUGAAACGGAUGGAUCCACUUGGUGUUGCUGCUUUUGUUCCUGCUGUUGUUUCGCUGCUGCUGUGCUUGCAAUGGGGUGGCACUAAAUACCAUUGGGACGAUGUUCGCAUAAUAGUGCUUUUCAUUCUAUUUGGGGUGUUUGCCUCCAUAUGGGCGAUUAUUCAGGUUUGGAAGCAAGACGAUGCCACAGUACCACCCCGUCUUCUGAAGAACCGCAAUGUCCUCGGAGCAGUGGUCCACGCAACAUUCCUGGGCGGCUCAUUUUUUGUCUUUGGCUACUAUCUUCCAAUUUGGUUCCAGGCAGUCAAGGAGGAUACUGCUUCAGAGUCGGGAAUCAACAAUCUGCCGAUGGUUGUAUCCAUGAUUGUCUGCUCUGCACUGGGCGGAGUCCUCGUGAAUGUCGUUGGAUAUUAUACCCCACUCAUGUUCGCAGGGAGCGCUUUCUUGACAGUUGGUUCCGGCUUAUGCACCAGUCUGAACGUCGGCAGUGGGGUUCCACAGUGGGUUGGAUAUCAAGUCAUCCUAGGCAUUGGCGCAGGAGUUGGAUUUCAACAGUGCAUAAAUGCACUGCAGACCGUCCUCCCAUUGCAAGACAUACCGAUUGGUAUCGCCAUCAUCACUUUUGCGCAAAGCUUGAGUGGGGCCAUGUUUAUCUCAAUUGCUCAAACAGUGUUUGAGAAUCGCCUCGUCGCAAGUAUAACUGAACAUGCCCCGAAGGCCAAUCCGCAGGCCCUGAUAAAAGCAGGAGCCGCCCAUUUGGCAGAAAGGGUGCCGAAGGAAGUUCUUCCUUCUGUGCUCUACGCCUAUAACGUUGCCGUCACGCAGACAUUCUACGUAUCUGUUGCGGCUGCGAUACUGUCGUUUGUCGGAGCUGGCCUUACGGAAUGGAAGUCUAUGAAACGACGCCAGAAGAUUGAUUGUAAGGAUUGA
Molecule: messenger RNA, 1641 nt
Organism: Penicillium salamii
Lineage: Eukaryota; Fungi; Ascomycota; Eurotiomycetes; Eurotiales; Aspergillaceae
Source: the annotation of a GenBank genome assembly